CGCGGGUGAAUUCUGGAUAAUUCACAUUUGGAGAUAUAUGAAACCUAGUCGCAUUGCUCUGUAAACUGUGAGGACUCUCUAAUUUGUUCCACAACAAGAAUCAGGAAGCUGAUUUGAGUUCAGUGUGUGUCGAUAAGAGUUGCAGAAAGGGGGGAUUUUGAGGGAAUCCAUUACGUUGAUCAGAAAUUGAGGGAAUGGAAAUGUGGGGAUAGGAUUUUCGAUGGCCUUACUUUCGUAUUAGGGGCUGCAGGUACUGGUGAGAAUGCUUCCGCAGAGGUUGAAGAAGGUUGUUACAGACAACCCCAAGAAAGUUGCAUCUUUGAUCGACAUUGUGAAUUUGCCUACCGUGCUUAGAGAUUUCAUGGGCCAGUCUCAAAGUUCACAACUCGGUUGCUUUAAGCGUGUUUGGGGUUAUAUCAAGGAUAACAAUCUCCAGGAUCCAGUCAACAGGAAUGUAGUCAACUGUGAUCCGAAGCUGAAGAGCAUUCUAUUGGGCAAGUCCACGAUUGAUCUGACCGAACUUCCCCCGUUGAUCAAGUUGCAUUUUCCAAAGCAGCCUGGCAGUUGAGGGCUCUGGCUCUGCAUUUGCAGUUUUGAACUUGGUUUAAGUUUGUGUUGGUUUAAUGUAAUGCUCUAGUAUUUCAGUUUUAGUAAUUUCACAUAUGUUACUCUUUUGCAUUGAAAAAUAUUGGCUGGUAUGUUCUGUA
Salvia hispanica is the source of this 707-nucleotide messenger RNA. RefSeq names its product SWIB/MDM2 domain superfamily protein. The record is from RefSeq and is a predicted model, not a curated record. NCBI's taxonomy places the organism in Eukaryota, Viridiplantae, Streptophyta, Magnoliopsida, Lamiales, Lamiaceae.